AUGGUGGAUUUUGUAAACUCUGACCCGCUAUCUGUCGGCAUCCGGUAUUUUAGAGCCUUAAUUCGUCAGUAUUAUCAAGACUGCAUUACUGAAAAGGGCCUUCACGGCUGGGAUUUCACAACCACUGUGAUGAAGGGGAUUAAUCUCCCUAUUUUUCAGUACAUCCUUGAGCGGUUUAGACUGAAGGAGGCAGAAGCCUUUAAUCCUGCUCGUCCUCUUCACAAGAUGACCUUGACGAAAACAAAACUUGUCAAGACGAGAAUCAGAAGAAACUUCGAGGGGUUGAAGUUUGCGGACCGCAAGAGACGCACUCACAGUGUAGAAGAACUUGGAGAGCUUGCACGUAAGAAGAAUCAAGCUGCAAGACUGACUGCCAAAUUCAAAAGAAGAAAGGACAACUUUUUGAAGUAUGAGGCAGACAUUAUUCAAAAGUUUCAUCCCAAAGAAAGUUGCAGGGCUUUUCUUGUAAAAGGCUACAUGUCCGAGGAUGAGGAUGAUCAAGUCAAUGAUCAAGGUCAAGCCCUUUCUUACACCAGCCUUCGUCCCAGUUGGAGAUCCGAUCAGCUGAACAAAAUGUUUGAUGAGUUGGAUUCUCCUUCUGGGCAGAGAAAUGUUGGAAGACCAUUAGGGGGUGCCAAACAUUAAAAAAAUCAUUUCCUUAAUUUUUAAAAAACAUUCCCGGGAAUUUUUCCCCAGCCAAAUUCCCUAAACUUUGCGGGAACGAUUUUUUGUGCCCGAGAUUUUGCGGGCAAGAAAAAGUAUUCCCGAGAAAUCUCGGGAAAGAAUACUCAUUUUCUAUUCGUUGUUG
Molecule: messenger RNA, 808 nt
Organism: Mucor mucedo
Lineage: Eukaryota; Fungi; Mucoromycota; Mucoromycetes; Mucorales; Mucoraceae
Exons: 4
Coding region: 1-645 (214 amino acids)
Source: RefSeq, a predicted model, not a curated record